GUGCCUGCCUGGCUCUGGCUGCCGGUCGGGGCAGACCCAGCGGAUUUUGUAUACACACGCUGACGCGCACAUCACCCACCACAUCCACAUGGGGACGCGUGGUCUACCUCUAUAAGUUACACCACCGAUCGAUCUCCUUCUCCCCACAUGUGCGCACGAGAGGAGACGCGAGUGGAAUCUUAGUGAGUUGGAGGCUCAGUUCAGGGAGGCGAGGAUGCGGCCGUGGUGCGCGAACGCAAGGGAGGUGGUCGUCCCCGGCGGUGAGGGGGCCACGGUGGUGCUCGCGCAUGGCUAUGGCAUGGACCAGGCGUCCUGGGACAAGAUCCUGCCCUCCAUCACCAAAGCAAACAAGGUGGUCCUCUUCGACUGGGACUUCACCGCCGGUGCCGAGGACGGCGACGAGGCGAGGUACACGUUCGCCCGGUUCGCCGACGACCUGAUUGCGCUGAUGGACGAGAGGGAUGUCCGUGGCGCGGUGCUGGUGGGGCACUCCAUGUCCGCCAUGGUCGGCUGUAUCGCCGCCGCCCGGCAACCCGACCUCUUCGUCCACCUCCUCCUCCUCUGCGCCUCUCCAAGGUACAUCAACUCGGAGGAGGAGGGGUACGUGGGCGGCUUCGAGGAGGCGGCCAUCCACGGUAUGUUGGGGGCCAUGGAGUCCGACUUCCAAGCCUGGGUCAAGGGCUUCGUCCCCAACGCCGCCGGUGGCGCUGCCGACGACAUGGCGGCCGCAACCGUGGAGCCCCUGGAGCGUAGCUUCCUGGCCAUGGACCCGGCCGUGGCUCUCGGGGUGGCCAGGAUGAUCUUCCUCGGCGACCAGCGCCCGGCCCUCGAUGCUGUGCCAACACAGUGCACCAUCGUUGGGGUGCGCCAUGACUUUGCCGCACCGCCGGUCGUGGCCGAGUACAUGGAGCGGAGAAUGACGAAGGCAGGCACAGACGUGGCCGUGGAGAUUGUCGAGUCCGUUGGGCACUUUCCCCAGCUCGUCGCGCCGACGCGCGUGGCAGGCAUACUCGACGGCGUGCUGCUGCGGCUGCGCCACAAGGGGCUCUCGAACGGGCAUGAUGGCACGGAGGAGGAAGACACAACGGUGCCUGCCGGUACUGAGGUGGAGAUUGAUGGUGGCAUCGACGUCACGACGUAGGUUGGGUCUAAAGAAGAUGUGUAUGGAGUGAGAUUGAUGUUGGCCACCAUGCGUCCAUGCCCAAGAUAUGUAGUACUAGUAGGUUGUACAUCUACAAGUUGCGGUAUGCUUUCUAAAAUUUAAUUAGCACGUGAAUAAACAUAUCUGUUGUGUAUA
This is a messenger RNA of Triticum urartu, 1297 nucleotides long. RefSeq names its product putative esterase D14L. Lineage: Eukaryota; Viridiplantae; Streptophyta; Magnoliopsida; Poales; Poaceae. The record is from RefSeq and is a predicted model, not a curated record.